Messenger RNA from Acanthopagrus latus (yellowfin seabream), 7670 nucleotides. RefSeq names its product SLIT and NTRK-like family, member 5b (gene slitrk5b). Gene Ontology annotation, molecular function: protein binding. Gene Ontology annotation, cellular component: membrane. Gene Ontology annotation, biological process: regulation of presynapse assembly; axonogenesis; positive regulation of synapse assembly. NCBI's taxonomy places the organism in Eukaryota, Metazoa, Chordata, Actinopteri, Spariformes, Sparidae. The coding region runs from base 1497 to 4100 and encodes 867 amino acids. The transcript is spliced from 2 exons. The record is from RefSeq and is a predicted model, not a curated record.
CAAACAUUAAGCAUGAUGUGGUGUGUCAGGCCGUCUGCAACAUUCUCCCCUUUGAAGCAGCUCCUGAGAGCCUAAUCUGACCAUCUCCUUGCUGUCCUCAGCACAGGUCACAGGUUGUUUCUGCACCAGAUACUUUUAUGCAAAGUACAAGUACAGGGCGAAGGUUAUUAACAAAGUAGAGUAUUUUCCUUCAUUUUUCUAUGUUACAUCAAUUUAUAGGUAGACCACUUUCACAAAUAUCUGUAAGGCUCAAAGCUUUUAGUAAAGCUUUUAGUGCUAUAUUCCAACAAUAAUAACUGUUAUAGAGAGGGUCAGACACCCAGGUCUCCCCUCCCCCUGUUCAUGCAGAAAAAGAGAAAAACAAUGUUCUGGUAUCCCUGCUCACUUAAUCCAAUCAGGACUGAGAACGCCGGAAUGAGGCGACCCUGUCCCGACAGCAGGAUCCUCAUGUUUGCUGCCAUGUCUGGCGAUUACCACUCCACAUUCAUAUGGCGACGUGGAGAAAAGGGAGGGUAAUUGCUGACCACAAAAUGGACAGGAAGUUAGCUAAAAUGAUGAAACGCUUAUAGCAGCUUCAAAGAUAUAAUUAGGACAAUAUGGUUGGAAUGCAAAGGUUGCUCCAAACAAUGGCAGCAUGUCGCCCAAGUAAUGAACAACUGCUACCAACAGUUAAUUAUGUCAUGGUUUGGGUUUUUGGUGAAGUUGUUUUAUUUUGGUUGAUUUGUCCUUAUGUGUCAUCUUUUACUUUCCACCUCCAGUCUUUGAGUUUUUCCUGCCUUUUUAAAUUACCCCAUUAUUUUCAACUGUCUAGUUAGUCCCUUCCCUUGUAUAUUACGUCUGGGUCUUUCCCUCUCUUGUUAUCAUUUCCUUUAUUUUGUUCCUGGUGUUUCAUCUGCACUCCUGCCUGUUUCCCACUGUUUGUACUUGGAUUGAUUUUUGAAUGUUUUGUAUUUUCUUGUUUCUUGUUUUUUUUCUUCUGGCUAUUUUCUUUAUUUUAUAUCAGGUUUUCAUUAAAGCUUGCUUUUUCUUCCUCCAUUUGCCUGUUUGGAGUCUGCAUUUGGGUCUUUUCUUUUGCUGCAAUCAUAACAUAUUAGUUCAUGGCUCACUUAGCCGCGGAGCCAAUGGCCCUAGAGUUUGUGCAGACCGGACCUCAGAUCACAGGGCGAGUCACCAUGGGCGACAGCGCCCAGCUAAACCGGAUGUGACUGCCUGACGUGAGAGUGAAAACGGCUGGACACCGAACUGUGACUGACCACAGCCUCCCAAACUGACUGAGGUCAGUCUGAUAACAGGGUAUACAGUACAGAGGUGAUUCACAGCAACUCUGACCAAGAAUGUGACUACAGGGAUGACAAGACACGACAGGCGGGGACAGAAGAGGUGUGAUGAGGUGAUGUGGAAAGACAAACCAAGACCGUUGAUGACAUUGAGGAUAUCUUAGCAGGACUGCGAGCUCGGCCCCCCCACACCAACCUCCCCCUGUCAUUUGCAGGAAAAUGCAUCUUUGGAUGUCAUAUGUUUUGCUGAGUGCAACGUCAGUGUGCACCAUUGAGAUGUUUGGCAGUUAUGGAGAAGUAUGUCAAAGACUGUGUGCCUGCGAGGAGAGAGAGGGGAUACUCACGGUGAGCUGUGAAAACAGAGGAAUUGUAAGUCUCUCCGACAUAAAGCCAGUGCACUUCCCUCAGUAUCAUCUGCUGCUCACAGGGAACAUUUUGAAAAAGCUAUCCGCCAAUGACUUCACUGAGUACAAUGGACUUACAAUACUGCAUCUGGGGAAUAAUGACAUAUCUGAGGUGGAAGCGGGAGCUUUUAAUGGACUUCAGGGAUUAAAACGAUUGCAUCUAAACAAUAACAAGAUUGAUGCCUUGAAGGAAGAGUUUUUCUUUGGCCUUGAAAGUCUGGAGUAUCUGCAAAUUGAUUACAAUUAUAUCACUCAUGUGGCGCCCAAUGCCUUCAGCAGACUUCGACAUCUGGAAGUCCUGAUUCUAAAUGACAACUUAAUAUCUGCUCUGCCUGUGAACAUUUUCCAGUAUGUACCGCUGACUCAUUUGGACUUGAGGGGCAAUCAGCUCAAAGUGCUCCCCUACUCGGGCCUGCUGGAGCACAUGAACAGUGUUGUGGAGUUACAGCUGGAGGAGAACCCCUGGAACUGCUCCUGUGAGCUGAUCGCUCUUAAAACCUGGCUGGAGAGCAUAUCGUACACAGCUUUAGUAGGCGAUGUUGUUUGCGAGUUCCCUUUCCGUCUCCACGGGAGAGAUCUUGAUGAGGUUUCCAAACAGGAGUUGUGCCCGAGGAGAGCCAUCGCUGAGUACGAGAUGCCACCUCUGCCACAUUUGAGCACCGAUGCAUACUAUAGGACCACCCCGGCUCAAGUCACAAGCUCUCUCACCUCAUCUGGGAUUGCCCGGUCGUCAUCGAGGCCCACGAAGGGACCUCGCCAGUCAGGCAAAUUAAAAUCAAGGCCCACUUCUCGCAUCCCAUCGAAUAAACCGCAAAACUACGGACAGAUUAUUUCAUAUCAAACCAAAUCCCCCGUGCCUUUAGAUUGCCCGACUGCCUGUACCUGCAAUCUUCAAAUUUCAGACCUAGGCCUGAACGUGAACUGCCAGGAAAGAAAGAUUGAGCAAAUCUCGGACUUAGAUCCCAAACCUUACAAUCCCAAAAAGAUGUAUCUGACAGGGAACUACAUCCCUUUGGUGCGGAGAUCAGAUUUCAUCGAAGCCACUGGAUUAGAUCUGCUUCAUCUUGGCAACAAUCGAAUAGCUCGCAUACACGACAGGGCAUUUGCCGACUUGACACAUCUCAGAAGACUCUACCUUAACGGGAAUCUGAUCGACCGUCUCGCAGCUGACAUGUUUUACGGCUUGGACACCCUGCAGUUCUUGUACUUAGAAUACAACGUCAUCAGAGAGGUCACCUCUGACACCUUCCAGCACGUACCCAAACUUCAGCUUCUCUUCCUCAACAACAACCUGCUGAAAACUUUGCCAGUGGGAACGUUUACCGGCCUGACACUAGCCAGACUGAAUCUUCGCAACAACCAUCUGCGGUAUCUGCCUGUCAGCGGUGUGUUAGAUCAGCUUACAGCGCUGGUGCAAGUCGAUUUGUUCGAGAAUCCCUGGGACUGCUCUUGUAGCAUACUGGAGCUGAAGAUGUGGCUCGAGCAGCUCAGCACAGGCACAGUUGUAAACAAUGUCAUCUGUGGCUCGCCUAAGAGGCUAGCUGGAGAGGACAUGAGAUACAUUAAGACAGCUAAUUUCUGCCCUAAUAACUCUGAUAUACUUGCCUCCAUGAUCCCACCCUCUGAAGAAUCUUUCCCUGGCAGCACUAUCACCAUAGAAACAUCCUUGGACUCUGACACACAAUACGGCGCCAUUCCUUUAUCUGUGAUGAUUCUUGCCCUGCUCCUCAUGUUCAUUGUGUCUGUGUUUGUGGCCGCGGGAAUGUUUGUGGCGAUGAAAAAGAGACGUCAGAAGAGUCAAAACAAGCAGAAUAUCUCGAUGAAUGCCUGCAUCAGCUCACUCAACAUGGAAUACGGCCUCUACAAAAAGGCGUCCAUCCCCAAAGUCAGAACAUCUGCCGGACAUGUGUACGAGUACAUCCCACCUGCCACAGAGUCCUCAUGCAGAACCACUGCCCACACCCCGACGGACAGCAAAUCGGUGGACGGAUUUAGAGACUUUGACGAGUUGAGCGGCGCUUUUCUGGGUAACUCGGAUGAGGAGGCAGCCAGUAAUGUAAUAAGCUCUGAAUACAGUGCCACUACUCCUGAGCCUCUCAACAAGCCCUGCACCCCUCACCAAGAUGAUCUGUGUUACUACAGAGAGCCGCUCGAGCCUGAGAAGCACACACGCUACAGCAAUACGUUACCAUGCAAGCACGCAGCUCACUCGUCGAGUCAGUAUACCUCAGACUGUGAUGCAAGGCAUCAAUACGUGCACCCGGAGAGAAUACAACAGACAAUACUUUAUUGUACAGCGCCAAGUACUGUUUAUGUAGAGCCCAACAGGAGCGAGUACUGGGAACUGAAAGCAAAGCUUCAUAUUGAUCCGGAUUACCUUGAGGUUCUCGAGAAACGAACAACAUUUACACAGUUUUGAAGAGACCGGGCCUCUGGACUGAUGCAUUGAUGCAAUGUGUCUAUUUUAAUCAGGAAUGAGACCGUGUUCAAAAAACAGGCAGAAUGACUUUAUUACCUUUAUCAGUACAAUGCAUUGUGAGCUACAAGAAAUGCUUUACAGGACUGAAUCAUCAAGGGGAACACUACUCAUUAAAGUAUCACUUAACUCUCCAUCCCUGCGGUGUUUAACAGUUUGGUUUGGAUUUGUAAAUAUGAACAGGCAACCAGAGGUUGCAGGCUCUUCUGACUCAUCCCAUCAUAAAAUACAUCCUGGAGGUGUUUCAUUGACAAUAAUGAGAGACUGCACUGAGCUCACUCUCAAAUUAGAUGCGUUUCAUGAGUGUUAAUGAACCGUGCAGAUGAUAUGUUCUUAUCCCAAAAUAACACAGGUUUUUGUUGCAGCUAUGUGUCUGGCUCCCAGUCCUGUCUUUUCAAAUUGAUUCAAAGCUAAACACACACGGGAGCCUAAAUCUGAUUUAAUCUACCACAUGAAUUUAGCUGUAACCGUGAAUUUGACCACCAUGUAGGUGUUGACAAAAGCUGCACAGCCUGUUCAUGCGUUUGGAAACGUUUAGCUCCGGCGAGACACAUUUAGCGAGGUAGUUUCUCCUCCAGCAGGCACAGCUCUGGGAUGAUCAUUUUAAAUGUGAGAUCAUGAAACAAAUUUCAAUGUAGUAUCUCAAAGCAGAGAUUAUGAGGCUGUUAAAUCUCUGCUGUCUUGUUUGCAGAUUUGGGGAGAGAAUAAUUAAUGUAUCCUAAAAAUACAGCGAACUGGCCUCAUGCAUAUACUGAAGGAUAAUAUGUGGUGUUCGAGUCUCCAAAACCAACUGCUCUUGUGGAUUAUGGUCACAUGUUGCACUUGUGUUGAGUUUAAUCUUAAUGUGUGUUGUAACUUUACUCAGAUAAUCACAACUGCAUUCAGGUGUGUUGCAACUGAGAGAAAAUGAUUUUUAACUGCAGGUCUACAUCUGUGGAAGAGGAUAACGGCCACUGUAAAAAAAAAAUAAAAAAAAAAAGGAGAGAAAAUUGAAUUCUGACUUUUUUUCACAUCUCUGACAUUAUGACUUUUUUUGGAAUUCAGAGAUUAAAAGGUGCUAAUUCUAAGGAAAGUUGAUGAGUCUCAUCCCCAACUUGUCAAAGUGCACCUUUAAUUUAAUCCUGUAAUUCUGGCUUUGCUCACAGAAUUCCGCGUAAUUCGCCAAAAUUGUUAAAAUAAAAACGUCAGAAUUUACAGUGGCCCUUAUUCCUGAAAAUAUGCACACAUAACAUUUCUUUUGGGGCAUUUUACUAGUAUAAGCAGGUUGAAAUCAUACUUGUUUGAAACUGAUGAUCUGUAUUUACCUGCACCUGAACCAAAGCGCUUCACACUAAAGUAUCAACUUAUAAUAUAUGCAAAGUUUGAGACAGAGGGGUUACAUCGAGGCACAGUCCUAUGUUUUAUUGUAACUUUACAACCUUUUCUUUUUUUCUUAAUUAUAUGUCUGAAUACACCCAUAAAACAUGUCUUCCAGUUGCAAUACACUUGAGUACAUUUGCAUCACAACAAGUGUCUAAUGUUUCUCUGGAAAGUUCUGUUAGAAAUCUCUUAAAUCUGUUGGUUCUGGGCCCGUGUGAAGCAUAUUUUAAAUGACUAUUUUUAUACAAACAAGUAUUUCCUUUCUUUGUUUUGUUGUUUUUUUUUUCUUUUGCAAAAUAAUGCACUAUUGACUUCUACAGGUCAACGAUGAUGUCACUUUCUGAGAUGCACAACAUGGUAACACGUGCGUAUAGCCAUAGAAGUUGGUUUGAUAACUGCAUACGUCGAAGUAACUCGUGUUUAGAAGAUCUUGCACUAUGCAUAGAUAUACAGUAGAGUAUACUUAGAGACAAUCUGUACAAACAUGCAGCUCAUCCCCUCAGUCGCCAACACUCACGAUAAUACAUGACCAAACAUGAUAUAAAUAAUGGUAUCACAUCCCAUCCAACGCUUAUCUGUAAUUUAAAUAGACAUGAAUAUUAACAACAGAGGCGCUUUUGUGCUGCAUUUUGGAUAAUUCAUAUUUUGUAAAACUUCAUAUAUUUUUAAUUACGUGUGUUUUUAGGGGACUACUGAGUGGAUUUGUUCGUAUUGCGUUGCGACGAGAAACAAUGUCUCAUCAUUUGGCAUUGUUUGUUUCGUCCGUUUGGUGCGGGCUCGUAUGAAAUUUGGCAAUUUGACUGCAAUUAGCGGUCUCUGAUGCUCCCCCCUUUCAAAGAGCGAUUGAUGGGAUGGCAUAGCGAAUGCGCAAAGGUCCGCGCUGAGCUUUGGCUGUGAGAUUGAAAAAGCACAACAAAUGAAUGCUGUGGUUGAAUGGCCAUCUUUAUGCAUAUAAAUGUCUCUAUGCUCUAAAGCAAACUAAGCACAUCAUACAGUCUUAAUGCAGUCUAACCAAUUUCUGGGUCAAUAGCAUAAGCCCCAGAAAUCUGACUAUCCCUGAGAGUUUAAUACACAGUGAAUUCACAUCAUUUGCAGUAUUAUGCACCAAACCUGUCAUCUUAGCUCAGCUAAUUACUGGACACGGUAUAUCUGGACCCUGUCUGCACGUCACCAUGUAUUACACACUGCAGCAUUAGUCAUGCUGUUUAUCAACUAUACAGUCUUGGUUUGUUGCCUUUCACCAUGUUCACAGUCCCUUUGUGAUUAAAUUGUCAGUUGACCUGUGUCUGCUCUGUGGAGUUUCGUCAGAACUAAAAACAAAAUCUACACAGUGAGGCAUGAUGUAAACCUGCACAGGUUUGUACUUUGUUACAUGUGGGAUUUUAUCAAUCAAUAUGUUGCUGUGAAGUUCGUGGUGAAAAACACUGUAAAACCUGCAAACCUGCACAGACAGAUACACGGAACAUGUUUUUUUUAUUGUGACCAGUGGCUAAUAUUUAGUUAAUUGAUGAUUAUUUUUUAAAUGUCUGGUAAAUUUUGUACAGCCGAAACUAAUGCAACAGAAAAUACCAUGUCCAAAAACGGCAGACAGUUUAGUUUGCCGGCGUAUUUGGAGGAAAAUCUGACACUUUUUACUUUUAUUUGUCUUGGCAUUUCUUUGAAUUUGUAAUAAUGUUGCAAAGACAACUGCAUUUACUGUAUAUAACAGACAUUUGUAAUAUGUUUUUGUUUUUCUCUUUCAGCUCUUUGUAAUCAAUGACCAAAUGCAGAUUUCUGUCACACAUGAGACUUCAAAAUCUGAUAAUCCAAAAAUAUGUGAAACUGAAAUGUGACUGUCGUGCGUAUACGUGCAAAUCUUUCAUUUGCAAAGACGAUGAGGUUCCGGUCAGUGUCUUAUUCUUACUCCGAUUCUCAUGUUUGCUUUCAUUUGGUUUUCAUAUGAAACAGUGAUUUUUCUAUAUGUGUCAACCUCUGAUUUGUAAAUAGGACACUUCAUCAGCAUUUCCAUGCAAACUCGCAUCGGCUCUGAGAAGCAAAAACCUAGUCUCUUAUUGCAAAGACACAGUACAACUAGGAAUAUGUGGGGUAAAUAUAUCUACAGCGUGCUGUUUCUUUAGUUGUUAGCUGAUGAAUAAAAGAUAUGCAUUAAUUUGG